Messenger RNA from Drosophila albomicans, 2024 nucleotides. RefSeq names its product maltase A2. The record is from RefSeq and is a predicted model, not a curated record. The coding region runs from base 28 to 1743 and encodes 571 amino acids. The transcript is spliced from 3 exons. Gene Ontology annotation, biological process: carbohydrate metabolic process. Lineage: Eukaryota; Metazoa; Arthropoda; Insecta; Diptera; Drosophilidae.
CUCUCAAAACUCUCAAACGUAGGCGACAUGUUGACGCGUUUACUUCUCGUUCUGGCCGCGCUGCUAUUUGUGGCCACACCACAUUUCACCGUCGCAGCAGCUGUGGACGAUGUCGAUUGGUGGGAGAAUGCUGCCCUCUAUCAAAUCUAUCCUCGCUCCUUCCAGGAUAGCAAUGGCGAUGGCGUCGGUGACUUGCAGGGCAUAACACAGCGAUUGGCAUAUCUGAAGGAGAUUGGCAUCACGGCCACUUGGCUCUCGCCCAUAUUCAGUUCGCCGAUGUCCGACUUUGGCUAUGAUAUAUCGAAUUUCACCGAAGUCGAUUCCAUAUUUGGCACAUUGGAUGACUUUAAGGCGCUUAUGGUGCAGGCAAAGUCGCUGGGUCUCAAGAUCAUACUGGACUUUGUGCCCAAUCAUUCGAGUGACGAGUGCGAAUGGUUCCAGAAGUCGGUGAAUCGUCAGGAUGGCUACGACGAAUUCUAUGUGUGGCACGAUGGCAAAGUGAAUGCUGAGACCGGGGAACGUGAGCCGCCCAGUAAUUGGGUGAGCGUCUUCGGUGGCUCCCAGUGGACCUGGCAUGAGACACGACAGCAGUACUUCCUGCAUCAGUUCCAGGUGAAGCAGCCAGAUCUCAACUUUAGCAAUCCGAUGGUUCGUGAGCAUAUGCUGGAUGUACUGGGCUUUUGGCUUGAUCUCGGUGUGGAUGGUUUUCGCAUAGAUGCCGUGCCUCAUAUCUACGAGCAUCGCAAUGCCGAUGGCAGCUAUCCAGAUGAGCCAGUCAGUGGCUGGAGCAGCGAUCCGGAUUCCUACGAUUAUCACGAUCAUAUCUAUACCAAAGAUCAGCCAGAUACUGUGGAACUCAUGUACGAAUGGCGCGACUAUUUGCUCAAAUAUGAAGCUGAACAUGGCGGCGAGACACGUGUCCUUCUAGCAGAGGCUUACAGUGCUGUGGAGACAUUGAGUGCGUACUUCGGCAAUGGCACUCGACUGGGCACACAGCUGCCUAUGAAUUUCCAGCUGAUGUAUCUCAGUGGCUACUCAACGGCUCGGGAUGUGGUCGGCAACAUUGACUACUGGAUGAACACCAUGUGGGCAAAUCAUCAGACGGCCAAUUGGGUUGUGGGCAACCACGACACCGAGCGUGUCUCUACUCGCAUGGGUGCCCAUAAAGUGGAUCUGCUCAAUGUGAUUGUGAAUUCUUUGCCAGGUGCCUCAGUCACCUACUAUGGCGAGGAGAUUGGGAUGGCCAAUGUGGAAACCGAGUGCACCGAGAUCUCCUGUGACAAUCGUGAUGGCGAACGAACUCCCAUGCAGUGGGCACCUACAAAGAACGGUGACUUCUCCACGGCUGAGAGUACCUGGUUGCCACUUAGCACCGACUUUGAGCGUUACAAUGUGCGCACUGAGAGGGGCGUGGCUCGCUCCUCGUUGCAAGUGUUCAAGGGUCUGCAGCAGCUGAAGAGCAGCUCCGCUUUUCUGGCCUUCAAGCAGGAAGGUGGCUUCUCCUACGAGGCAGUCACAGAGCAAGUGCUGCAGAUUAUACGAACAAAUCUGCGCAAUGAGGAGUAUCGCAUACUUGUCAACAUGGGUAACAAGAUAGAGAAGAUUACAGGACUCUCGAACAAGGUCUAUGAAUACAUUUUGGUCACCGCAUACUCUGUCCACAGACCUGGAGAGACAAUUGAUCUGAGUGAAAGCAUAAUACUUAUGCCGUAUGAGGCCAUUGUGUUACGCUGGCUGGCGUGAUUCAUUUGGGUUUUUGGCCAUCACUUAAUCUGUGCAUUUUAUGAUCCUCAUAAAGAUAAAUCCUCAUUUGGGACCCCAAGCCAUGUGCUUUUUAAUGCCAUCAGCCACCUGCCACAUGGGUCUGAGAACUACACGAAGAACUCAAAGUUCAAUUGCAAGUACUCCAGAAUGUUGUAAAUACCAACCACAAGAGGUCCCGAAUUAACUGAUAUAAUCACUUUUCAACACUUCCCACACUUAAGCGAUCGAUAAGGCGUGAUCAUAAAACUAUUACAACAGAA